Messenger RNA from Armigeres subalbatus, 1794 nucleotides. Its product is annotated as chitinase domain-containing protein 1. The record is from RefSeq and is a predicted model, not a curated record. Gene Ontology annotation, molecular function: chitin binding; oligosaccharide binding. The transcript is spliced from 4 exons. NCBI's taxonomy places the organism in Eukaryota, Metazoa, Arthropoda, Insecta, Diptera, Culicidae. Gene Ontology annotation, cellular component: endomembrane system. Gene Ontology annotation, biological process: carbohydrate metabolic process. Bases 118 to 1314 code for a protein of 398 amino acids.
UCAUUCAUUCUCAUUCACAACACAUAGUAUCGGGAGGUUGCCACUCAGUCUUAGAACUUAAAGUGGCGAUAAGAGUUGCUUCUAAUUUUAAGGAAAUUGAUAUUUUUUGUGAUAAAAAUGAAAGACAUGCUCAGGCCAAUAGUGUUGUUAUCGCUAAUUUUGGUGCACUUUUCCGGUGCGACCCUAUCGCCUUCGGACGUCAAGGGAAAAGGUAAGAAAGUGAAAGAGCUGAAAGUUAAACAGGGACCCCAAUCAUCGAGUGUUUUCGAUCGGGGGCUGAUUCAGGAGGAACCAUCCGCCAAGGACAUCCUGGUCGAGAGUGGUGCAUACUAUGAAGAGACAGCGCUGAAGAACUUCAAAGGCACGGUGCUGGGAUACGUCACGCCGUGGAACAAUCACGGAUAUGACGUGGCAAAAAUUUGGGGAGCGAAAUUCAACUAUGUUUCUCCGGUGUGGUUGCAAGUUUUGCGCAAGGGUCCAAAGCAGUAUGAACUUGGAGGAGCACACGAUAUCGAUGCCGGAUGGGUGAAGGACGUGAAGAAAGCAGGGGAAGCGAUCAACACCAAAGUCGUGCCCCGUGUCCUUUUCGACAAAUUCACCGACACGGAUUUCUCCCAGCUGCUAACCUACAGCGAGGAACGAACAAUCGCCGCCAAGCUGAUUCUACACUCCGUGCGGAAGUACAAAUUCGACGGUAUAGUGCUGGAAGUGUGGUCCCAGCUUUCAGCGCGGGUCGAAGACGAAUAUCUCGUCGGAUUGGUCCGGGAAAUCUGCGAAACCCUUACCAACGCCAAUUUGGAUUGCAUCCUGGUUAUUCCGCCGGUUCGCAAGGAAACGUAUGACCUUUUCUCGCGGCGGCAUUUUGAAACGUUGGCUCCGGUCGUGACGGCUUUUUCGUUGAUGACCUAUGACUACUCGAGCAUUCAGCGUCCAGGGGCAUGUGCUCCGCUGUAUUGGGUGAAAAACGCUGUGCAGCACAUCUGUCCGGAUAGGGCGGAGAACGUGAAGGAGAAUCGAGCCAAGAUAUUGCUAGGGUUGAAUCUCUAUGGCAGCGAUUACACGCCGAAUGGUGGACAACCGAUUGUAAGCCACGAGUAUUUGGGACUGCUCAAGCACUUGAAGGGUCAUCUGACGUACGAUGACCACGACGUGGAAAACUUCUUUGAAGUGAAAACAUCCAACGGUCGCCAUAUGGUGUUCUACCCGACGUUGUUUUCCAUCAAUGAGCGACUAAAGUUGGCCAGAGAUCUCGGCACUGGAAUUUCUUUGUGGGAGCUGGGGCAAGGAUUGGAUUAUUUCUACGAUCUUUUCUAGUCGAAUUUCACAAAUUAUUAUUAAGUAACACACUAUCGUCACAAAUAUAUAAGAGUUUCGAAAAAUAUCGUUUAUUUGGAAAUACUUUAAAUUUUAAAGUAGUUACAAUUUUGUCUUACCCGCUAAAAACAGUAAAUAAUAUUGUAGGCAUUUUUAUGUUAUGUAAUUUUCCGGAAGGUAUGAACAAUGAUCAUGUUUAGAGUAUAGGAUAAAAGCAAAAUUUUGAAAAUAUAAAAUAUAAACAAGUGUUACCUUUUAUAAAAGCACUUCGUUUGUAGACAAUUUUAUUUUAUAUUUUUGUUUGAAAUUCCUGUUCAUACUUUCUGGAGCACGCUUCAAAAUUAAAAUUGCAUUUUUUCGUAUGAAGAAAAGAAUCUUUUCUGAAUUGUUUAUUAUAAAUAGUUUUAUAUAAAAAAAAUCAAAAUAAAAUUUUGAGCAUCUUCGUCAACGUCAGAGGCGAAAAAUUCCGUAAUCGUUAAA